CAGUCCCGCCCCCCACCACACCCGCACCGCACCUCUACGGAGCCGAGCAAAGCGACAAGGAGCUGGGGUGAAGAGACAGCGAGGCUCGUCCUUCGACCGUGGCACUACCGUGACCGAAGGACGCCCCUCUUUUCCCGGACUCACGUCCAACACUUGAGCCGGCGUGGACGAACGCGACCCGGGCACCAUGGCUGAGAGAAGUGGCCGGCUAAGCUUCCCCGGCAGCGGGGCUCUCGACAGACCGGUGCCGAUGAAUUUGUUCGCAACGUGGGAAAUCGAUGGUUCGUCCCCGAACUGCAUCCCGAGGCUUUGCAGUCUGACUCUGAAAAAGCUGGUGGUGCUCAAAGAACUUGACAAGGAGCUCAUCUCUGUGGUCAUCGCUGUCAAAAUUCAAGGCUCCAAGCGCAUCCUGAGGUCCCAUGAGAUCGUGCUCCCGCCCGCUGGGUCUGUAGAGACAGAGCUGGCCCUCACCUUUUCACUGCAGUACCCACACUUCCUGAAGCGCGAGGGCAACAAGCUUCAGAUCCUGCUGCAGAGACGCAAGCGCUACAAGAACCGCACCAUUCUGGGCUACAAGACGCUGGCUGCGGGCUCCAUCGACAUGGCCGAGGUGAUGCAGCACCCAACGGAAGGAGGCCAAGUGCUGCCUCUCUGCAGCCACCAGAAGGACCUCCUGGGGAAGGUGGCCGAGAUCUGGAUAUUCUCACUCUCCAGCCAGCCCAUCGACCACGAGGAUGGCAGCAUGCAGACCGAACACAAGAUCAAAUGCUCCGAUAACUACUCAGAGGAGGAGUAUGAGAGCUUCUCCUCAGAGCAGGAGGCCAGCGAUGAUGCGGCACAGGCUCAGGAUCUGGAAGAUGAUGACUAUGAUGUGCGUAAGCCAAAGAAGCAGAGAAGGUCCAUCGUCAGAACGGCAUCCAUCACAAGACAGCAAAACUUCAAGCAGAGAGUGGUGGCCCUCCUCAAGAGGUUCAGAGUGUCCGACGAGGAUCCAGCCGAGGUUCCUCCUGAGGUGGAGGAGGAAGAUCUGGACCUGGAUAGUGUUGAGUUUGACAACCCCAGCGACAGCGGACCCGAGCUGGAUGACGACGACAGCGUCCUCAGCACACCCAAACCCAAACUCAAGCCGUAUUUUGAGGGUAUAUCCCUGUCCAGCUCGCAGACAGAAAUCGGAAGCAUCCACAGCAGCCGCAGCCACCGCGAGCCCCCCAGCCCGAUGGAGCCUGAUAAAAACAAAUGUGUUGGUGAGGACAAUGUGUCUGACAAUGUCUCCUACGAGCAUCCAGAGGCCGUGACGCCGACCACGGAGCUGGAGAUGGACAACAUGGACACGUUCUUGGACAGACUUCCCCCGAGUGGCAAGAUGACCAAGACGGAGUCGCUCAUCAUUUCGUCCAACAGGCAGGAGCCCAAGAUGGCGGGCAGGCGAGGUCGCAGCACGUCGCUGAAGGAGCGCCAGCCCAGCCGGCCUCUGAACGAGCGGGCCAACAGUUUGGACAACGAGCGGGCGCUGGACACUCGCAGCCACUUGCAAAUUCCAAGGAAGACGGUGUACGACCAGCUCAACCACAUCCUGGUGUCUGACAACCAGCUUCCCGACAGCAUUAUUCUCAUCAACACGUCCGACUGGCAGGGCCAGUACCUGUCGGAUAUGCUCCAGAACCACCACCUGCCCGUGGUGUGCACCUGCAGCACGGCGGACAUCCAGGCGGCGUUCAACACCAUCGUGUCCCGCAUACAGAGAUUCUGCAACUGUAACUCGCAGACGCCGGUCCCCAUCAAGGUUGCGGUGGCCGGUGCGCAGCACUACCUCAGCGCCGUGCUCCGCCUCUUUGUGGACCACCUGACGCACAAGACCCCCGACUGGCUCGGAUACAUGCGCUUCCUCAUCAUCCCGCUGGGUCCACACCCCGUGUCCAAGUAUCUGGGCACCAUGGACUACAGAUACAACGCUUUGUUCCAGGACGCCGCCUGGAAGGACCUCUUUCACAAGUCCGAGGCUCCUGUUGUCGUCCAGGAGAGUCCAGAUGUGGUUUCCAGGGUGACUCAGUACAUGCUGGGCGCCACUGGAUUGCACCAGCUCCCCAUCGCCGAGGCCAUGCUCACGUACAAACAAAAGAGCCCCGAUGAGGACUCAUGUCAGAAAUUCAUCCCAUUCGUUGGCAUGGUUAAAGUGGGAAUAGUGGAGCAAACGUCGGCAACUGCAGGCGACUCGGACGACGCAGCGCCCGCCGGCUCCUCGCUCGUGCUCGCCACGCCGCCUCAAGCGUCGCCGGUGCUGAAAGAAGCGUCGCCCACUCCGCCCUCCUCGCCGUCCAUCAACACAAGUUUCUGCGUGUACAGUUCCGGGGGUCAGGCCGAGCUGAUGGGCCUUCAGGUGGACUACUGGGUGGCCGAUAGGAAGAAGGACUUGGAGAAGCGCGACUCCUCCUCAUCCUCCGCCGCCAAGAAUACGCUCAAGUGCAAUUUCCGCUCGCUGCAGGUCAGCCGCCUGCCCGCGGGGGGCGCCGAACCCAGCACCUUCCCCACCAUGUCCAUGACGGUGGUGACCAAGGAGAAGAACAAGAAGGUGAUGUUCCUGCCAAAGAAGAGCAAAGACAAGGAGGUGGAGUCCAAGAGUCAGGUGAUCGAGGGCAUCAGUCGUCUCAUUUGCACGGCCAAACACCAGCACAACAUGUUGACAGUGUCGAUUGACGGCGUGGAGUGGAACGACGUCAAGUUUUUCCAGCUGGCGGCGCAAUGGUCGUCGCACGUCAAACAUUUCCCCAUCGCCAUCUUCAGCCACACCAAAGGCCCCUACUAAGAACCUCCGCCCUCCUCUCCCUUAUGCCAACCCGUUCAACCGACUUCAUUAUGUCAUCUGUGUCUCAUUGUUGUUUUGUUUUGUUUUUUAUCCAUGUUACAACCGUCCCCUUGGCUUUGAUACUGUUCUUUUUAGAUUCAUAACACUGCUAAUCUCGCGUCCAAAACAGACGCCGUGGUACUGAAAGCACACCACGCACACGAAUGAAGGAUAUAUAUUUAAAAAAAAAAAAAAAACUAAAGUUUUGAAAAGGAGAAAGUAUUUUUAAGUCAGGAAAUCUUGGAUGACACGUGCAAUAAUAGAUAUCAUUAGAAGUAAAGGUGACAUAUUAUGGAAAAUGGGCUUUUUUUAAAAAAUCACUUGUGUACAACUACUUAGGUCUGUGGAGUGCCUGCCAACCCAUCAAAUGUGAAAUUAAGCAACCAAGUAAAUCUGGAGUUAUCUCCCAAUCUCUGAAAACGCCAUUCUGAAUAUUUCCCUCCCACUGUAAUUUUACAAUUUGGCGAUCUUGCCGAUUGGUUUUCAUUGGAACAAAACCGGACACCCCUCAGGCAAGCUCACAACAUGAGACGGAACCGCUCCUCGAACAAGCCACUUUCUCCAUGGCAGGUAAUCUGCAGUAAAAAAAAAAAAAAAAAGUCUCUAAUUUUUUAUACUUGUGAUAUUUUAACAAAAACAUGUCACAGUCUUGCUAUCAAGACACCCGGGACAUAAAAUGUCUCCUUUAAAGCAAAAAUAGUCCUACGCAACAAACAGCACAAUGCGAGUUACAGCCUAAAAGUACAAAUAACGGCAGAAUUUCUCAUUUGCGACUUUGACACUCCUGCAGAUGUCACUUUGAAAAGUGUGUGUGUGUGUGUGUGUGUGUGUGUGUGUGUGUGUGUGUGUGUUGACUGGGUUACAUUAUAUAGAAAACAAUGACAGACGUAAAAUGUAUCGCUGCAACGUUGUCCAUCAUGUGAAUCAUAAACCAAACAAUGGCGUGGACCGGAAGGCAAAUAUUGCGCAUCUGUAAAAGGAGCUUUAUUGUAUUUGUUCGCCAGAUUCUUGAGAAGUGCCUACAUUUGCUUCAUCAAGUCCCCAGUCAAAACAUCUCGGCACUGAUUAUGCUUCAAGGACAACACGAUGCACAGCAUGAUUGUACACUCAUACGUCAUUUAAAAAAAACACUAAACAUCAGCUUGUUGUGUUUUUUCUUAUCUUAGGUUGAAACUACUGUUUCCCC
Hippocampus comes (tiger tail seahorse) is the source of this 4028-nucleotide messenger RNA. RefSeq names its product phosphofurin acidic cluster sorting protein 2 (gene pacs2). NCBI's taxonomy places the organism in Eukaryota, Metazoa, Chordata, Actinopteri, Syngnathiformes, Syngnathidae. The transcript is spliced from 24 exons. The coding region runs from base 188 to 2803 and encodes 871 amino acids. Gene Ontology annotation, molecular function: transmembrane transporter binding. The record is from RefSeq and is a predicted model, not a curated record. Gene Ontology annotation, biological process: protein localization to plasma membrane.